Vespa mandarinia (Asian giant hornet) is the source of this 1163-nucleotide messenger RNA. It is a transcript of the gene Daao1, whose product is annotated as D-amino acid oxidase 1. Gene Ontology annotation, cellular component: cytoplasm. Gene Ontology annotation, molecular function: FAD binding; D-amino-acid oxidase activity. Lineage: Eukaryota; Metazoa; Arthropoda; Insecta; Hymenoptera; Vespidae. Gene Ontology annotation, biological process: D-amino acid catabolic process. The record is from RefSeq and is a predicted model, not a curated record.
UAAUUGAACAGUAAAAUUCUUCUUUAAAAGAGAAAAUGAAAAUUGCAAUUAUUGGAGGUGGUGCAGUAGGUUUAACUACUGCACUACAAGUACAACGUACAUUGCGUAAUGCUCAAAUAACUAUUUUUGCUAACGAUUUUGAUAAUAUUGUUAGUAAUGUCGCAGCUGGAAUAUUUCGUGUCAGUUCAUCAUAUAGUGGACCCACCGAAGAGAUAACAAGGAAAUGGAUAGAAGAUUCAUAUUCAUAUUAUGACAGUAUAUGUAAACUGUCAGAUGCAUCUCAAGCAGGAAUAACAACUAUCUCGGGUUAUAUGUUUGCUAAUUCUCCAGGCAUUAUAAAGAACCAUUGGAUGGAAAAAUUGGUACCAAUAUACAGAAAUGUAACAGAAGAAGAAUUCCAAUUAGUGAGAGGUAAUUGGAAAUAUGGUUGUUUCUUUACAACACUGCUUACGGAAUGUAAAUUAUAUCUUCCUUGGAUAUUACAACAAUUAAAACACAAUGGAGCUGUUGUAAAGAAACAGAAAAUAGACUCAUUUAAAGAAUUAACUACAGAAUAUAAUAUAAUAAUGAAUUGUACUGGACUCGGAGCUAGAAAUUUGUGCAGUGACAGACAUAUGGUUCCUAUACGUGGACAAGUCAUUAAAGUUGCUGCUCCUUGGUUAAAAACUUUUUUCUAUGGUGAGCUAGAUACAUAUAUAAUUCCUGGAUUUAAUGGAGUAGUUACUUUAGGUGGAACUAGAAAUUUUGAUUCUGAAAAUAUGAAGUUAUGUCCAUAUGAAUCUGCUCAAAUUCGUACACGAUGUGAGACACUUGUGCCAUCUUUACGAACGGUUGAAAAUAUACGAGAAGAAGUAGGUUUAAGGCCAUACAGAGAUGGUGGUGUUAGAGUAGAAGCAGAAUUCACUGCUAAUGGAUAUACUAAAACUACGAUAAUACAUAAUUAUGGACAUGGCGGUUAUGGUGUUUGCACAGCUCCUGGUACUGCUCAAUAUGCUGUACAAUUAGCUAUAAAUGCUCACAGAUCAUCUAUCGCAAAACUAUAACUGAUGUAUAAUACAUGUUAAUACUCAGAAUUAAUAAUUAAUAUUUGUAAAGAUAUCAUUUUUUUUGCCUGAUAAAAUAUGGGUUGAUAAAUAUAUAUUUACCGAAUCUAUAAAAAAAAA